Molecule: messenger RNA, 7137 nt
Organism: Oncorhynchus nerka (sockeye salmon)
Lineage: Eukaryota; Metazoa; Chordata; Actinopteri; Salmoniformes; Salmonidae
Product: protein PRRC2B-like
Exons: 30
Coding region: 231-7049 (2272 amino acids)
Biological process (GO): cell differentiation
Source: RefSeq, a predicted model, not a curated record
CAAGGAAUUUCAUUUUCAGGCCGGGUAGGUUGCCCACCAACAACAUAAGUGAACGGGAAAAUAGAAUAAGAAUAGGCAGCACAAUCGCCAGCCAUCCUUUGAAGCAACGUAAUCUUUCGGAAAUAAAUCGUCAUUAUUGAUCACAAUAAAUAAUAACAAGUAAAAUCGUAAAAGAAGGCACAGCAAGAGGCGCAUAGAAACAUUUCCAUACUCGAUGACAUUACAUCGCAAUGUCCGAUCGUUUGGGGCAAAUAACCAAGUCCAAGGAUGGGAAAAGCAAGUAUUCCUCACUCAGCCUAUUUGAUAAGUACAAGGGAAAGUCUAUAGAAACUCAUAAAACCGCAGCAGUUCCGCGACAUGGCUUACAGAGUCUUGGCAAAGUGGCCGCAGCCCGGCGCAUGCCCCCACCCGCUCACCUGCCGAGCCUGAAGUCCGAGAACAAAGGAAACGACCCCAACGUGAUUAUCGUGCCCAAAGACGGAACAGGAUGGGCAAACAAGCAGGAACAACCCGAUCAAAAGAGUUCCAUUGCAUCAACACAACAGCUGCUGGAGUUGCAGCCACAGCUGGCUUUACAGAAAUCUGUCUCCAAUCUCCAGAAGACCACACCGGUAGCCAGUCAGGAGAGCACAAACACAAGUGGACCAAAGCAAUGGGCCCAUCUAAAUGGAAAGGCCGUAGAACUAGAUGGUUUAAGGGCCUCAAACCGACUGCAGCCCUUCUCUCACGAGGAAUUUCCAACGCUGAAGGCUGCUGGGGAACAGGACAAGGCUGGCAAGGAAAGAAGCACCUUCGAUCCGUCGUAUGGGCCCGGACCAAGCCUCCGCCCCCAGAAUGUGACAAGUUGGAGGGAGGGUGGUGGGAGGAACCUUGUGCCCUCAUCCCUGCCGGCCGGCCUGCCUUCAGAGACCGAGGGCAAGGCCAGCGGCGUGGCUGAGACUGGGAGCUCCCCCCCUCCUCUUCCCCCCUCUGCCUCCUCUAUUCUCUCUGCCCCCAUGGUUAGUCCCACCACUGCCACCAUUGUCAGCACCCCUCCAGCCCCGGAGCCCAAGGAGAUCUCUCUGCGCCCCGCCCAGCCACUCCGCAGGCCCGCCCCCCCUGCCAUGAGCCAUCACCACCCUACCACCACCUACCACGACAUGCUGCCUGCCUUUAUGUGCCCCAAAGAGACUUGUGAUGCUCCCGGCACUGCUGAACACACUGGCCCUGUCACUGUGGUCGCCCCAGUCCGCUUUGACAACAGGCCCACCUUCAGGCAGCCCUACCCCAAUAACAACCAAGAGCCUGUCAAUUGCGAGGUGGGGAGAGGAGAAAACCGCUUCAUCCGCGGGCCCCUGCGCAACCCUUCCUCCCGACCCAUCCGUCGACCUGGCGACAGACCCCCUCGUCCGGCAAUCAUCAACGCAGAUGACCUGAAGGAUCUGGAUGAGCUAGACAACGACUGUGAAGACGGUUGGGCAGGUAUCCAUGAAGAAGUCGAUUACGGCGAGAAACUCAAGUUCAGUGAUGAUGAGGAGGAGCAUGCCGCUGGUGAAAAGAACAAGCUGUGGGCUGAAUGGGAGAACCAACGUCGUGAGCGCCAAUUGUCCCUGAGCUCAGGAGAGGGGCCAUACCCCCAGGAGGGCCCUGAGGAGGAGGCUUACCUUGCCUACCAGGAGCAGAUGGCCCACAGGAACACCAAUGGCAGGUUCCCUUCUGGAGAAGCACAGGCACAGCAGAAGAGCUCUGGGCUGGGCAUGGCCCACCAGGGUGAACCCCUGGAAGACCAGGAGGAGCGCCAGGUCCCAGCCCGGGCCAAGUUUGUUUCCCCUGAGCUCUCAGAGGCUGUGGAGAGAGCUCGCCGACGCAGGGAGGAGGAGGAGAGACGUGCCCGCGAGGAAAGACUGGCCGCAUGCGCCGAGAAGCUCAAGAGGCUAGAUGAGAAGUUUGGGAAGAUGGAGAGGCAGUUGUCGAGGUCUGAGGAGGAAGCAAAGGAUGGGGAGAGCAAGGAGGCAGCACUGUCCCCUGGAAAAGAGAGCAAAAACCACCCAGAGAGCUGUCAGUACGGCACGAAAGACGCUGAGUGUCUCUUGGAGCACUCCCCCAGACAGCAGGACUACAGGGACAAGGCCACCUCGGGCUUCGCCUCCUACCGCAGCGAGGACGAUGCCGGGGCCGAAUCCAACUCUCCCCUCCCGCCCCGCUUCCAAAAGCAGCAGCAGCAGUCUCAGGAGCAAGUGUAUAAGUUGCAGCACUGGCAGCAGCAGUCUGGCCACCCCGCCCCCUCCGGCUCCAGCCAUCCCCAGAGGGGCUACUACCCCCCACACGUGCUGGGCUUUGACCCCCGCUGGAUGAUGAUGCCCCCCUUCAUGGACCCCCGCAUGGCCCAGGGCCGCCCCCCUGUGGACUACUACCCUACCGCUGUCCACUCUUCAGGAAUGAUGAAACCGCUGAUGCAGCCAGACCACCUGAACAGCCCAGGGUCCACCUCUGACGAGGGCUGCAACCCCAGCAUGCAUCACGAGAGGAGGGCCCCCUCCACCGAGCCCUACCCCGUUUGGAACCAAGAUGGCUACCCCCCUCGCAGUUUCACCCCACCCUACCAGAGACAGCACGAGAGCUCAGACAGGAGCCAGCCAGACGACCGGAUUGACAGGACCUGCUCCCAGCAGGACUUGUAUGAAGAGAGGGGAAACGAGUGCCUAGACAACCCCUCUCACGACCUCUUGCAUCCGGCCUACCACCAGAGCAGAGGCCCCGACAGGGACCACCACUCGCACAACCAAGGCCUGCUCUCCACAGCCCUGAGCCGGCCCCAGCAGCAGAACGCAGACGGCGGCUACCCCAAACAGGAGCCCAAAGACGGGCACCUGAAGGACAGCACUGACCACCGCGACGAUGUCUUCGACACAGCCAAGGAAAAGGGCUUUGACUCAGACUUCUGGAGGCGAGAUGGAGGCCAGAAGAAGGAAGGUGGUGUUGGUGUUCAGAACCAGUGGUUUAAUCCUGGCACCACUACCUCCGCCAGCAGUGUAAGCCAGCCAUCUGAGACCAGCGGUAGGACCCUGACCCGCAGGACCGGCCCCAUUAAGAAGCCUGUGCUCAAGGCCCUCAAAGUGGAAGACAAGGAGAACGAGAAGCCCAAAGUGGAGCCCGGGGAGAAGGUAGUCCCUUACCGUCUGGAGAAAGAAGUGCUCACCAAUGUAUAUGACCUGAAGAAAGACAACCAGCCCCUAGUAAGUAACAGACGCUCCGCCUCACCUGCUAUCGAGAAGCAGCCAGAAGAGAAGCAACACCAACCACCAGCCCCUGCUAAAGUAGAGCAGCCAUCCAGUCCCCACAGUGAGGAUUUGCCCAAGGAGAGCAGCUGGGACAGCGGGAAGAGCCAGUCCUCUAGAGACGACCAGGAGAGCAGGGAGCCUGCCGCACCACGACGCAACAACUGGAUCUUCGUCGAUGAGGAGCAGGCCUUUGCCGGAGCCAGGGGAACGGGUAGAGGUCGAAGCCGUGGCGGCUUCAGGGAGUUCGGCUCCAGAGGAGACCGAGGUGGCCGGGGAGGCCGAGGCGGAGAGAACCCCAGAGGAAGCUACAACAAUAACAGCAGGGACGCCAUUGGAGCCCAGAGACCAGGCAGAGGCAGAGGACUGCCCAGGGACUUUGUCAAGUUGGAAGACCUGCAGAGGGGGAAGCCGAGGAGGCGCAACGUCAGUGAGACUCUGAGCGAGACCUCUGAGUACGAGGAGCUGCCCAAGCGGCGGCGCCAGAAGGGCUCUGAAAACGGAGAGGGUGUCUGCUACCCAGAGCAGGGAGAGACCAGGAAGGCUGACCGAGACUCGUGGAGGUCGAACAAGGUGUACACUGAAGACCAGGCGGCUAGCGACGCCCGAGACGACAAAGCCAAGGCCAGCAGCAGGGGCUUCGGAGGCCGCUCUCUGCCUCCCAGACUCGACACUGGCAGGGGCUACAACACCGGCCGGGGGUUCAACAACGGCUCCAGAGACACCUCCACCUGGAGGGGCCGGGGGACACAGUUUGGCAGCAGCGGUGGGCCCAUGCAGGAGAACGGCUAUGGUCCGGGCACCGAAACCUUCCCCAGAAGACCACCACCUGCAGAGCGCGAGCUCCUCAAAUACACCCCCAAGUUUACCGGCUCUACCGGUUCCUUCAUGGAGAAUGGCACAGAGGACCGUGGCUUGGAGGGAGAGUACUACAUAGACAAUGACAACCCUGGACAACAGCAGUUGAGAAGACGGCGGCCGCCGCGCCAGGACAAGCCCCCGCGCUUCCGCCGACUACGCCAAGAGCGGGAGCCCGGCAGCGGCCAGUGGACCAGUGACGAGUAUAUCAACGGAUCGGACGGAUUCGCCAACCCCUGGCCGGGCCGCUCCAAGGAGGGAGGUAGAGAAGACGGCUGGCCCAGUGGCCACUACUCCGGAGGGGGAGGGAGGUCCGGUGGUCAGCAUGGCCAGGCUGAGGACUGGGAGACUGGCUCGGAGAACAGCGACUUCAACGACUGGAGGGAGAAGCGAGGUGGAGGACAGCAGCAGCAGCAAGCCCACGGUGGAGAUGUGCACUCAGACUCUGGCCACGGGGAGCUUGGCUCUGUGGAGAAGAGGGAGCUGGCCAAAAGAAGCUUCUCCAGCCAGCGCCCCCUGGUGGACCGGCAGAACAGGAAGGGAGAGCCGGCCCUACUGGAAGGGAACAAGAUGACACGUUCCUCAGAGAACCCCAGCGCACUGCCCUCUUGCAACAGGAAUGACGGCUGGCAGAACGGAGGGGCCUCCAACCAUAGGAGGAACAAAGAGGAUUCAGGCCUAGUCUACUGUGUCGAGCAGUCUGAGGAGGGCCACAAGCCCAACGAACCCUCAGGGAAGAAGCUGGACAAGGAGCUGAGGACUCGGUCUGUGAAGGGAGACCUGGCUGAACCAUUGUCUCAGUACGACCUCAACAGCUACCACUUUGAGGGGGAUGCUGGGUGUUCCAGUCCAGAUGGGUUCCAGGACCUGUCCAAGAAACAGCAGCGUCGUCUUCCACAGGAAGACGACAGGAGGAGGAAGGAACAUGGAGCUCCGGUGUCGGUGAAGAACAGACCGAUCACCUCCAAGAUGCCCCCGCGGUUUGCCAAGAAGCAGGGUGGCAUGACCAUGGAUCCGCCAGAGGAGGGCCUCUCUGCCAACAACCUGGGCACUGAGAUCUGGGAGACCAACAGCUCCGCUUUGUCAGUCCAGUCAUCUGGAGGAGACUCGUGGACCAAGCAGGUGUCUUAUACGGGCAGUGAGCCCAACUCUGAGGACUCUGACGCGGGGCCUGAGCAGAGCAAGGAGCAGCACAAGCCCGGCCCCAUCGGCAACGAGCGCUCGCUCAAGCACCGCAAGGGCUCGGAGGGUCUGGAGGGCGGGUCCAUUACACCUGUCAAUGGCGUGAACCUCCACGCGGACACGGUGCUGCCCGUGCCGCCCAUAGAGUUUGGCGUUAGCGCCAAGGACUCGGACUUCAGCCUACCGCCCAGGUCCACCCCAGUGCCUGUGUCCAACCCCGUCACCAAGCUACAGGUCACCCUUGCCAGCAACCCUGCCCUGACCCAGGCCAUCCCCAUGCUGUGUAGAGACCACCUGCAGCCUGGCAUCAACCUCAACCCCAUCUCUUUCCCCAGCGCUGACCUCACACUCAAGAUGGAGUCAGCCCGUAAGGCGUGGGAGAACUCCCAGUCUCUCCCUGAGCAGGGCUCUCCUGGUGGGGUUGCCGCUGGUGCCCAGCCCCCCUGCACCGUAGGCUCCUCCAGUGGGGUCAGCUACAGCUCCUUUGGAGGGGUGCCCAUGCCCGUGGCCUCUGUGGCGCCUUCCAUGUCCAUGCAGGGUAACCAUAUCCCCCCGCUGUAUCUGGACGGCCAUGUUUUUCCCAGCCAGCCUCGUCUGGUGCCCCCAACCAUGACCCAGCAGCAGAGCUACCAACAGGCAGCUGCCCAGCAGAUCCCCAUCUCCCUGCACACCUCUCUGCAGGCCCAGGCCCAGCUUGGUCUCCGGGGGGGCCUGCCCGUCUCACAGUCCCAGGAGAUGUUCAACUCCAUUCCCUCCUUCAGGUCCCAGGUAUACAUGCACCCCAAUCUGUCCCAGCCCAGCCCCAUGGUGCUGUCAGGUGGUGGCCCCCUCAAGGGGCCCUACUCGGCAUUCCCGGGCAUGCAGCCGUCAGAUAUGGUCAAGCCCCAGUCUGGCUCCCACUACCAGCCAAUGAAUGGCAGCCAGGCCAUGGUCUAUGACGGCCAGAUGAACCAGGGCCCUGGCAUGGGCUCCUCCCAGCUCAUGGACUCCCAGCUCAUCCAGGUGACCAUGCCCUUGCCGGGUUCUCAGCUGCGUUAUGGCUCUGCCCAGCAGCACCUCAUCCUGCCCCAGUCCAUCCAGCUCCAGCAGGGCCAGAACCUUUCUGUGGGAGCUGCCCGCAGAAUGCUCCCCCCUGGCUCCCAGCCCCCAGUCAUGACUGGCAGCAGAGAGAAUUUCCCAAUCUCUACUGGUCCAUAUACUACUUACAAGACCUCCCAGAUGGAAAUGAAAGGUUUCCAGUUCUCUGACAAGCCCAAUCACUCCCAGGGCAUGCCCGGAGGAUACAACAGACCAGGGUCUGCCAGCCCCAGUGGGAAGCCGUCUGGCCCCGUGCCUGGACAUUACACCCAGCAGAAGACGACCUCCAUGCAGGCUGUUCAGCAACGAGGCUGGGCCUGCAGUGGCCCUGGCCUGACCUGUAGUUGCUGCUACAGAGACCCGGCCACCGGCUGGUUUGAGGCCCCGCUGUGCCCCCUCCACGGCAAGGUCCCUCCUCCUCAGGGCAGCAUGGUUAUGCACAUGCGUCCCCCCACCACCGGCCCCUUCCCCACCCCCAUCCAGAGACCUGUCAUGCAGGUCAACAAGACCGUCAUCAUCCGCUCCCCCCCUUAUCCCAACCCUGGGCGCGAACCCCCCCACUCCACCCCCCCCUUGGCCCCCGAGCCCUCCGUCAAGGGGCCGGAGGAUGGCAUGAAGCCCUGUGGGAUAGGCGCCAGCUGGUGGGUGAGGGGAAGGCACUGCCGGGGGGCCUGAUGACCAGCAACCUCCAGGAGCCCCUUCCCGGCUGGCAGGGCAAACCAGCACCAUGCACCAGAGUCAUCAAAGUGGAAGAGGGCAAGGC